AAAAACUUCUAAAAAGCGAGAGCACGCAGCCUUCAAAAAAACAAAACAUAAAAGGGAAUUUAAAGGAACUUUCAACAGCUGAAUAAACUGCAACGCCUACUAGAACCGAAAAUGUCAGGCCUAACUUCUAAGGAAAAAUUGAUCGAGUUUGUUGAUGGAAUGAAGGUAUUACUUAUAAUACUAGAAACGCUUACUGAAAGGUAUAAUGAGGACUAUGAGGACGCUGAUUUCGACGAGCUUUUUAACUCCUCUGGAGAGAACCACGAGGAUACGGCUGAGGAAGCUGACCUAGAGUUCAGGGAUGAUCCACAAAUGAUCCUGAUCCAGCAAAAGGACAAAUUUUUUGAGGUAAACUACGAGGAUUCGGCUGAGGAUGAGGAGGAGGAGAUUGAUCCAGAGGAAGAGAGCGACUCCUUUGAGAAGGAGGAAGAGGAGGAUCCAGAGGGAGAGGCUCGUUUGAUCGAGUUCGUUGAGACAACGAAGAAGAUAAUUGCUGAACUAGAAGGGCUUGUUGAAAGAGAGGGCAAUGAGUCCAAAGUGGUCAAUGAAGAGAUUGAUCCCGUCGAGCUUUUUAACCGCUCUGGAGAGAACCACGAGGAGCAGAAGAAGAAGAUUGAUCCAAAGGCAGAGCCUGAGCCGAUAAUGACACGUUUAAACGUGUUCGUUGAUACAAUGAAGAAGAUAAUUGCUGGACUAGACAAGCUUUCGAAGAGAGAGGACAAGGAGACCAAAGUGGUCUUAGAGGAGAUUGAAAAGAACAAAUCCUUUGAGGAAAACCAUAAGGAUUCGGCUGAGAAGGAUAAGGAGAAGGUUGAUUCAAAGGCAGAGCCUGAGCCGGAAAUGACUCGUUUGAACGUGUUCGUUGAGACAAUGAAGAAGAUAAUUGCUAUUCUUGAAGGGCUUAUGAAAGGAGAGGGCAACGAGGCCAAUGUGGUUCCCUCUGGGGAAAACCACGAGGAUCCGGUUGAGCAGGCUGACCUGGAGCUUGGGAUUGAUCCAAAAAUGAUCCUGAUCAAGCAAGAGGGCAACUGUUUUGAGGAAAACCACGAGAAGAAUAAGGAGGAGAUUGAUUCAGAGGCAGAGCCUCAGCCGAAACGGGCUCGUAUGAAGGAAUAAUUUAUCAGAGAAAAGGUGAUCAUUUCAUCCAAAUGGAAUACGAAAUAGACGCCAGGAGAAGCCAAACAACAACAGAAGAUAAAAACUGA
This is a messenger RNA of Drosophila kikkawai, 1205 nucleotides long. RefSeq names its product high mobility group nucleosome-binding domain-containing protein 5-like. NCBI's taxonomy places the organism in Eukaryota, Metazoa, Arthropoda, Insecta, Diptera, Drosophilidae. The record is from RefSeq and is a predicted model, not a curated record.